Molecule: messenger RNA, 1398 nt
Organism: Exophiala spinifera
Lineage: Eukaryota; Fungi; Ascomycota; Eurotiomycetes; Chaetothyriales; Herpotrichiellaceae
Product: kynureninase
Exons: 3
Coding region: 1-1398 (465 amino acids)
Biological process (GO): NAD+ biosynthetic process
Cellular component (GO): cytoplasm
Molecular function (GO): kynureninase activity; pyridoxal phosphate binding
Source: RefSeq, a predicted model, not a curated record
AUGGACCACACGGGAAGCGCUGAGCCGUUUUCGAUCGAGCAUGCCUCUGCACUCGAUGCGACAGACGUUCUGCCAGACUAUCGAUCAGAUUUUCAUAUUCCAACUCUGGCAGAUCUGAAGCGGCCUACUCUAGCCAGACCUCCCACAGAAGGCCUGUCACGGCCUUGUACGUACCUGUGCGGGAAUUCUCUAGGCCUCCAGCCUGUCCGUACAGGAGACCUUGUCAAUGUUUUCCUGACCCAAUGGCGCACCAAGGCCGUCACAGGGCACUUCGUCGACCAUACUGACUCUCCUCUACCACCAUUUCUGGACAUUGACGAUCACGCAGCUAAGCUUAUGGCCCCUGUAGUAGGGGCUCUCGAAGCCGAGGUGGCUGUCAUGGGCACUCUUACGGGGAAUCUUCACUUCCUGAUGUCCAGUUUCUAUCGUCCAAGCAAGAAAGGAGAAGGGCGUUGGAAGAUUCUCCUCGAAGGCAAAGCCUUUCCCAGUGACCAUUACGCGGUUGAGUCGCAAAUCAUUCACCACGGACUCGACCCAGACGAAGCGAUGGUCUUGCUAGAACCAAGUAACCCUCAUCGCCCAAUUCUUCCGACGGAGCAGAUUCUCAAAACAAUCGACGAGCAUGCAUCUGAGCUCGCCCUGAUUCUUUUGCCAGGCAUUCAAUUUUACACAGGCCAGUACUUCGAUAUCCAACGUAUAACGGCACAUGCUCAUGCUCGUGGCAUUCUAAUUGGGUGGGAUCUGGCCCACGCGGUUGGUAACGUUGACGUGAAACUACACGACUGGGACGUCGACUUUGCGGCGUGGUGCAGCUACAAGUACCUCAACUCAGGACCAGGCGCCAUGGCGGGGAUCUUUAUCAACGAGAAAUAUGGCAAAGUCGACACGGAAGGUUCAACGCCAAAGUUCUGGCCUCGACUGAGUGGGUGGUGGGGAGACGACAAGUCUACAAGGUUCCAGAUGACCAAUAAAUUUGUGCCACGACCAGGAGCCAAAGGCUACCAGCUUUCCAAUCCCAGUGCCCUUGAUCUCGCCGCUGUUGUGUCAUCUUUGCAAAUAUUCAACGAAACAUCGAUGACCAACUUGCGUCAGAAAUCGUUGAGAUUGACAGCUUAUCUAGAGCAGCUCCUGGACUCAAUGGCCCUCAGAAGACCUGGGCUCUUCGACAUCAUCACACCUCGUAGUCCAACUGAACGUGGCGCACAGCUCAGCAUACGCUUGGCUCCUGGCUUGCUUGACAAUGUGCUCGAACAUCUCGAGGACGAGGGCGUCAUUAUCGAUGAAAGGAAGCCGGACGUCAUCAGAGUAGCGCCGGCGCCACUGUACAACACUUUUACAGAUGUCUUUCGAUUUUGCCAAGUUUUGGAAUCGGCACUCGACAAGGCAUCCAAGACAUGA